AUGUUGUCCAUGAUACCCAUACUAAACGAUGUGGCUCCUCCUCCUCCACCUCGCCCGCCCGAGGGCGCUGUAGCCCCCCCGCCGUCGUUCCCGACUUACUUGCUGCCAAGCUUGUCGCGGCCCUUCCGCCGACAUCGCCACAUCUCGUCCAAUACAGACAGUAAUGCCUCUCCUACUUCUCCUACCUCUCCAACCUCUAUUCUUGCCCACAGUGAUGUCCCGUCCUUGCGAAACUCCCCCACAGACUCGGAGCUGUCGAGCCCUGUGCAUGGCUCCCCCCUCUCGUUCUCCCGCGUGAGAGACGGUCUUCGUCGGCUCUCCGCCGAACGGCAUGAUGCGCCCAAACUCACUAGGACUCGACCCGACACUAUCCGGUGCUCCACAUGUGGAAGUGACUUCGCAUUCUAUUCCCAGGUCGUGAGUAAAGGUUUUACCGGCCGCUAUGGUCGCGCAUAUCUGGUAUCGCCCCCGGACGACCCUUCGCAGGAGGCUGAAUCCAGCUUGAUGAACAUCAAAAUCGGCAAGCCAGAGCCGCGCAUCUUAAGCACGGGGACACAUGUCGUUUCCGACAUCCAAUGCGCCAUAUGCCGUGCCAAGAUCGGCUGGAAGUACGUUGAUGCGAGGGCGGAGUCUCAGAAAUACAAGAUUGGCAAGUUCAUCCUUGAGACUCGGAGGACCGUGACCUAUGCAAGCUGGGAAGACGCCAUGGUCAGCGACAUUCCCGAGCUCGAGUUCGAGAACAAGACCACUCGGGACGGUGACGAUGAGGAGCUUGUCGCGUUUGACUCGAGUGAUGAAGAUGAAUGCGACGACCUUUUCGCGGGAGUAUGGAAGGCAGAAAGUGCUGCGAAGAGUCGCAAACUAAAGCUUAAACGACGGUUCAAGUAA
Messenger RNA from Xylaria bambusicola, 888 nucleotides. Its product is annotated as yippee-domain-containing protein. The record is from RefSeq and is a predicted model, not a curated record. The transcript has a single exon. The coding region runs from base 1 to 888 and encodes 295 amino acids. NCBI's taxonomy places the organism in Eukaryota, Fungi, Ascomycota, Sordariomycetes, Xylariales, Xylariaceae.